AUGAGAUACCUUCCCGUUUGCCUGUUCCUGGUUACGGGACUCACUGCCGUCAACGGGCAGUACUUCUGCAACGGCGGAACAGACGCGGACCCUACGAUCCGCUGUGCCCAGUGCGACGGAAUCGGCAACACCGCCAGCGCGCCGAAUCGCAAGCAAGGUUUCCCAACGUACCGCGAGUGCGGGACAACAGGCGGACGCUGCACGGUGAAGAACAGAGCUGGCAACGACUUGUACGGGUUUGCUGCAUGUUGUUAA
Messenger RNA from Colletotrichum higginsianum IMI 349063, 255 nucleotides. Its product is annotated as Norsolorinic acid reductase. The transcript has 4 exons. The coding region runs from base 1 to 255 and encodes 84 amino acids. NCBI's taxonomy places the organism in Eukaryota, Fungi, Ascomycota, Sordariomycetes, Glomerellales, Glomerellaceae. The record is from RefSeq and is a predicted model, not a curated record.